GUUGGAUGGCAUCACCGACUCAACAGGCUCUGGAGUUUGAGCAGGCUCUGGAAGUUGGUGAUGGACAGGGAAGCCUCAUGGGGUCACAAAGAGUCGGACAGGACUGAGCGACUGAACUGAACAAAGCAAAUGUUAUCCUAAAAGUUUCUUGGUUAACCAAUACAUAAAGGGAAAAAGUCUGUUUCCCAAACAAUUUAACUUAUUAUACAGUCCAAAUACUCAUUUCCGGUACAUCAGUUCGGAAACUGACCCAUGCCCUCCUGCCUGGGCGGCAGAAGUCUAGGUACACAUGAUGUCAUCUCCCCAGUCUUUGCCACAGGAUUUAAUGCACCUGCUCUCCUGAUGUCUGGCCACUGUGAAUGCCCAGCCUGACCCUACCCUUGCACUUGGUGUUCAAAUUGCUGUCCAAAGAGAGAUAGGCUGUAACCCCAUAAACUGGCCUCUGCCCCUCAGAGGCUGGUGGCUGGUGGCAGAAAGCUGAGCUGAUGCAGACUAAGGCAGAAGCCUGUUUCUAGCAUUCCAGGGCAGCUGUGCCCAAUUCCAUGAGAUGGUCCUGGGUUGAGCACAGGAUGAGAAGUGGUUGGAACCUUGAGAGGCAGAAUUAUUCCUACCACCUGCAGAUAGACCCACAAAGGCUGCAAGACCCACAAAGGCUGCACUGCCCCUUUAAAAGGGCCCCCUAUCAGGGGCUUGCUUGGAGGAGGGGCCAUCUUGGAGGAGAGGGGAUAGCUAUGCCCCGCCCAAAGCUCCUUUCACUGGAGUGACCCGACCCUGGUGUCCAGGUGUGAGGAGGAUUAUCCCACCCAACCCAUUUUACAGGUGGGCAAACAAGCCCUCAGGAAGGGUGGUCAUAGAUCUCCUCAGACUUAUUAACAAGCUGCUGGGCCCCUCCCUCUUCGGCCCCCAACCUUUCUACCAGGGAAAGCCCUGAGCUAGGUGGGAUUCAGGGAGACCCCAUGAGUUGCCUCUCUCAGGGCCACCAUUUGGUGUGUCAGAGAGGGCUGUGAAAGGUCUCUAGAUCUAAGGGCAGGAGCUUGAGAAAGCAGCCAGGGAAGUGGAUCGAUGAGACCUCACGGGCACAGGCCAGGCUGAAGAAGGAGUCCAAUGAUUUCAGAUCCCUGGGAAGAUGGGAGGAGGAGGCAUCUGAUGACCCCAGGGCCAGCAGCUGAACAUACACUAGGAAGGGAAGAGGAUUGGUGGCAAGCUCUCCCCCACCAAGACGUCAUUGGAGCCUGCGGGCCCAGAGCACGGGGUAGAACCACCUGCUCAAUAAAUCUCGGGGCUGCCUGGCUGGGUUCCGCUGCUGCCUGGAAGAGCCACCUGCAAGGAGCCACUUGGCCCACAGCCCUCCCCCAGUGAGUGAAGAGCCACCCUCCCCCAGGCUGAGGCUUGUCCAGAUGCAGCUCUCUUCUAGAUGCAUGGCACACUGCUCCUCUUCCCCCUCCCAAGCCCCUCUACCCCGGCCCAUACCCAGAAAAGCCCCCUUUCCUUCAUCUCUUGCCAGCAACACUAUGCCUGUGCCCACUGCCCCUGGCGUGGCAGGGACAAAGGGUAGAAGCCCUUGGCCCUGUAUCCACACACCCAUUCCACAUCCCCAAUUGCCAUGGAAGGAAGAGAAAGCAACUCACAAGGAAAAGGUCUCCCAGCAUGGGGGGGAGAGGGGGGCGGGGGGCCCAAGUGCUUCCACACUGCUGCCUGUCUCUUGGACAUCUCCCCUACACCCUCUCUAACUUCACUUCUAGGAUCCCUGAGGAAAGAAAGGGUAGGCCUGCCAUACUGGGGAGGGCCCUCAGCUGGCAAAGUUGGGAGACUCUGCCCCAGGGGCUCUGGGAGGUGGCUCGUUGCCAGGAGCCCUCAGAGUCCAGACCCCUGUAGUCCUGGGAUAAGAAGCAAUAAUAGGAUGAGAGAAGAACAUUAGGAGACAAUAAAUCUGCCCUAGAAGUGCCAGUUGUCCAAGGGGACCCUGGAGGAAGAGGAAGGCGGUCUGUCUGGGAGUGCCAGACUCAAGUGCUGUCCACUGUCUAUGGGAGCAGCCCUGCUAUGGCCAGCUUUGGGCUAGGCCUCCUGCUGCUGCUGACCACCUACCCUGGACCCUCAAAGGCUCAACACUGGUCCCACGGCUGGUAUCCUGGAGGAAAACGAGCCUCCAGCUUACCCCGGGACCCUCAGCAUCCUCCUAGGCCCCCAGCUCAAAGCCCAGGCCAAAUUGCCCAUACCCUCCCAAGUGAUGCUCUGGCUUGGCCUGAGGACAGUGUGCCCUGGAAGAGCAAGACCAUGACCCGGUGGCUUCUUCGUGGGAAGCAGCACCUGGUGCAGACACUGCUGGUAAGUAAAGUGGAAGGCCCCCACCCUUGGCCACUACAGGGCCAGCUAAGAACUGAGGGGGUCGGGGGAUGAUACACCACUGAGAUGCCUCCUGGUACAGCUAGCUAUGGGCGCCGUUAUCUGAUACUCCAGAAUUCUCGACAAUUUAUGAUAUACUAACAAUUUAUGAUGAUAUGACAGUGACAAUUUAUGAUGAGAUGCCCCCUGUGUCCCUGCUGUUGGGCUUCCCUGAUGGUUCAGUAGGUAAAGAAUCUGUAUGCCCAAUGAGCUAGAAAACCCGCACGCUGAAUCCUCUAAAGAGGCAAGGGGCAACGACAGGACGUGGGAGUCGCAAAACGCGGUAGGCCGCUCCGGCGCAGAGAAGCCAAGCUGGGAGGGGAGAAAGAGGGAAUAGAAACAGGAGGGGCGGGGAAGUGGGGGCGGGUAAAGCCACAGUUCGGCGGUCAGGUGACCAGAACGUCCACUGGAAUGACCGCCCCCUUCUGCAGACUGGACCCCGAGGGCCACGCCCCGCCGCCCUCCAAUAAAGGUGUGAGACCCCUAAAGUUCUUGCAUCGAGUUCUCUUUUUUUUCUCCUUUCUCUCACCCCUGCUGACACUUCUCUCUCUUGGUCUCCUCUCUCCCUCAUUCCUACUCCCUGCAUGGGAGCUGGAGGGAUGCGG
Molecule: messenger RNA, 2987 nt
Organism: Bubalus bubalis (water buffalo)
Lineage: Eukaryota; Metazoa; Chordata; Mammalia; Artiodactyla; Bovidae
Gene: GNRH2
Product: progonadoliberin-2
Exons: 2
Coding region: 2041-2397 (118 amino acids)
Biological process (GO): multicellular organism development
Cellular component (GO): extracellular region
Molecular function (GO): hormone activity
Source: RefSeq, a predicted model, not a curated record